This is a messenger RNA of Zerene cesonia (dogface butterfly), 2259 nucleotides long. RefSeq lists its product as uncharacterized. Bases 277 to 1716 code for a protein of 479 amino acids. The transcript has a single exon. NCBI's taxonomy places the organism in Eukaryota, Metazoa, Arthropoda, Insecta, Lepidoptera, Pieridae. The record is from RefSeq and is a predicted model, not a curated record.
CUAAGAGACGCCAUUUUUCAGUGAUUUGAUAGUGACUGUUGUGUGUCGUUUGUGUAAUUUUGUUAGAAUUUUAACAUGAAUUGAAUGUUAAAUACACUUAAAUGUAUAUUUCUUAAAUGCUAAAUUAAAACUCUUUGACAUAUAUCUAUUCGGAAAAAGAAGAAUUGAUCACUCUUAUAAAUAUCGCCUGCGCGGGAAAUGUGGCUAUCUACGUUCUCUAUUCUUCAUGUCUAGAAGAUUUUUUACAGCUUAAAUUAACUUGGAAUAAGCAUAAAAAUGAUAGCAAACAAAAAACGAGAAUCGAAACGGGCUAAGAGUAAAAUGGCGAAGAGCCUGCAAAUACUUUAUAAAGAAGGAAAAUGCCGUGAGUGUUCAGUUGUGGUUACGCGUAUGGAUUUUGCCAAGAUACUCGGUAAAUUUACAAAAGUAAAAAUCCAAUAUGAAAGUAAUUCAUCGCCCAAAACUCCGAAGUCCCCAGAGAUUACUUCUCCUAAUGUGAAUACAAGACUUAAGAGCAAUGAAAAUGGCAUGGUUCUUAUUCGCAGAAAUGCAUACAAUCCUCAUCCUGCUAAAGAACUGAAAAACAGUAAAAAGAACAAAAGUAAUGUUAUAGAAACAAAAAAAGCAUUAGUACCAAGUUCACCCAAAAGUAACAUACUGAAGGAAAACAAUAAUUGCAAAAAAACAAAUACAACAAAAAAAAUUUCCUCAGCAUAUAAAUCGAUACACUCUGAUCAUAAACAAUAUGCAAUCAUAUUUGUUAAUCCUACAGUAAAUGGAAAUAAUGAAUUUAAGACUAAAUUAACAUUGGCCGAUUUGAUACCAAAUAUCAAUGGACACAUAUUACCUUCUGAUGAAUGGUGUAUAGAGUAUUUUCCUCAAAGUAUAGAACCAAAAGAUGAAAAAAUGUAUAAUAGAAUUGCUGCUGAAUUAGAAGACCUAAUGUACAAUAAAAUAAAUGCUACUGAACCUGCAGAAAGUAAAUGUGACGAAUUUCCGUCUAUAAUGGAUAUUCUGAAUGAUAACCCAGCCGAAGCUUGUACAGACACAAAAGAACAAACAAAUGUAGUAGAAUUUAAACCAAACUUAGAAUCCAGUGAUGUAGAAGCAAUGCUCUUAGGAAAACCUGAUGAAAAAGAUCUUAAAACUAUACCAAUGGAUGUAGAUAGUUCAGAUGUUAGUAAAUUAAUAGAAGAUGUUGUUCAAUUGGUUCCCAAUGCAGAAAUUAACAAAAAUCUCACUAGUGACGAAGUAGAGAAACCAAACAGCCCAUCAAUACUUGAUGAAACUUUACAAAAGGGUAUAGAAGAACAUUUACCUAUUCCCCAACCUAUAGAACAAGACAUUAGCACAAAAGAGAAUAAUAACACUAUAAAAUCAGACACAUCAAAUAACAAUGAUAUUGAUCAGGUAGAUAUUAAAUUAGAAGACAAAACAUGUGAAGAUAAUAAUAUAACCGAAACAAAAGAUAAAACAUCACCAAUCAAUUAUGAUGAGGUUUCGGAAGUACGAUUCAAAAAAAUUGUAGAUGGAAAAUGUCCAAAGUUAGUGACAUGUCUGAAAAAUUUGUCUUAUAAUAUUAAUCUAGAGGAAAAGUCUGUUGAAUUAUUAGGUGCCCCAAAAUAUAUAACUAGCAUAGAUGAUAUUCAGGUAUUAUUGCAGAUUGUUAAUGAAAGUACACUAGACAGUUUGCAUGUGUUACAUACAAAUGUGUAAUUAAAACAUAAAGUUUGUAUUUGGACAGAUAUAUAGUAUAUAUAAGAAUAAAAAUAAUGCUUUCAUAUAUAAUUUCUGAUACAAUGGAGAUGUUUAAUAUGGUUAAAUAUGAGUGUUGUUAUAAUUUUGUUUUUGUAAUUGAUUGACUAUUUGUGAGAGGUUGAUUCCAUGAAUUUUAAAAAUUUAUAUUAAUCAUAUGCAAUAACAGAAGAAUGGAUAAGUUGGGUGUCUAAAACUAUCAAUAAUUAUUACAUAAAUGUUCACAUUUGAUAUGUGUGUAAGAUCUCACCAUAGAUUAAAAAAGAAUACUGCAUAAAUAUUUUUAUGACUGGACUGUUGCAGUAGAAAAUGUUUUAACCAAUCAUAUAGUAAAUUAUAGCUGAAAGCAUUAUCUGUUACAAGAAAUGUUGUAGCAGUACUUUGAGCACGACCUUUGUUAUACCAAAUAUCAUUGGUAAAAAAUGUUAAUAUUUUAAUUAACAUGAGUUAAUUAUGAUGUAAUAUAAAUAUUUAAUAGACUUAAUCUUACCCAAACAAGAAUAA